Messenger RNA from Pseudopipra pipra, 588 nucleotides. RefSeq names its product EF-hand calcium binding domain 9 (gene EFCAB9). Gene Ontology annotation, biological process: flagellated sperm motility. The record is from RefSeq and is a predicted model, not a curated record. Gene Ontology annotation, cellular component: cytoplasm; sperm principal piece. NCBI's taxonomy places the organism in Eukaryota, Metazoa, Chordata, Aves, Passeriformes, Pipridae. Gene Ontology annotation, molecular function: calcium ion sensor activity; calcium ion binding.
AUGGAGCCGGGACCGCUCCACCUGCUGGGCUGGGCCGGUCCGGACAGAGCCAUUGGCCGCCCGCGCCCUCCGCCCGCCCGGCACCGCCCCGACGGGGACCGCCCCGACCGGCACGGCUCGGCCCGGGUGCGGCUCAGCACCGCCCGUCUGGGCACAGCUGAGCUCGGGCGAUGCCUGAGAGCUCACUGCUCUCCUGAUCUUCAGUUUUAUUGCUUUCUCCGUGACAUGACUGACCUGAAUAAGGAUCAGAUCAUGCUGCUGUUCAACUCACUGGACUGAAACGUGAGGGGGAGGAUUUAUAUUAAUGAGUUCUAUGUGGUGCUGUGCAUCCUCCUGUCCCACCAGAAUCAUCUCAAAAAGCAGUUCAUCCAUCAGCACAUGGGACCUGCCUUUCAACUGCUGGACAUUGGCAUGGACAAUAUGAUUAUUUUGAUUGGUUUUAAUGAGUUUGAAGCUACAAGGUUUCUCUUCAACCCCAUGAAAGAAGAACACAGGAAGGUAUUUAAGUGCUUCGAUAUUUCUGGAGAUGAGCAACUGAACUACAGGGAAUUCGAGAUAUUUGAAAUUUUCUGCAUUGACAAACAAUAA